AUGGCUAAGGUUCAGUCAUUUUUAGUCCGUCGACCACAGCCUCUUUCUCUCUCUAAUCGAGCAGCAUCACUGCAUUGUUUAGUCCCUCUAGUUGGCAUGCCCAACAGUCCUGGUUCAUUGCAUUCAUUCGCGGGUACCACUAUCGUAUCUGGGCCAUCCAGAAGAUCUGCUUUGUUGCCAACCGUUGCGGUUCCUUCUGGUAUCCCUCAAUCCUCUUCUUCAAUAUCUUCGGAAAAAAGGGCUGUUAUGGCGGCUCUGAUAAGCCCACUUACUGUCGACAACGCAGCUUCUACUGCCAGUGGCCAGUCUGUUGUGCCUCCCACUAUGACAAAACUGGCCCAGGAUCAUGUGCCUUCCUCUUUAUCAGUUACCCAUGGCUUUGGAAUGGAAACACAUGCUUCAUUUGUGGGAAGUCAAGGGCCUUCUCAGUUGGCUCUUCGUAUCAUGUCCGAGCCUGGGACAGCAUCGCCGCAGCUCCAAAGACAUUCUUGUUCCGGACAGCCAAUUAUUCUGUCAGAAUAUGGAGCGGCUCCAGAGGCACUAAGUAAGCAGUGGUGUCUAGGCUAA
Molecule: messenger RNA, 567 nt
Organism: Protopolystoma xenopodis
Lineage: Eukaryota; Metazoa; Platyhelminthes; Monogenea; Polystomatidea; Polystomatidae
Source: the annotation of a GenBank genome assembly